Fusarium tjaetaba is the source of this 531-nucleotide messenger RNA. RefSeq lists its product as uncharacterized. The transcript has a single exon. The coding region runs from base 1 to 531 and encodes 176 amino acids. Lineage: Eukaryota; Fungi; Ascomycota; Sordariomycetes; Hypocreales; Nectriaceae. The record is from RefSeq and is a predicted model, not a curated record.
AUGGCAAAGAAGAAGUCACAUAAAAGCUUCAAGUCCUUUGCAACAAGAGGCGAUUCCCACUGGCCGACGCACCCCUCGGAAACUCAGAAAAACAAACCUAUCGAAGCAUCGACCGUCACGCAAGACACGAAUGAGAUGGGGGGUAUUGAGGGACCUGCUGCUAAAAGGCGAGCCUUGGGCACCGGCAAACUGAACGCUAGAUCCUUCGAGUAUCGCGACCUGCAAGUCAGAACACGACGAAAGGCGGAGUGUCCUUCCAACCCCAAGAAGAAGGGUCAAUCGAUGUGUAUCCGCGGUCGAGGACAAGACCGAGACGCGACACCUCAUUGUGGUAGCUUCCGCCAUAGUUUUCAAGUGCGAAUCCGGGACCUCUCCCCUGUUGAGGAUGAACCAGAGUUGAAAGACGAUGAUCCACAUGCUUCCCAGAACGACAACCCCACAGCGACUGGGAAAACAAAAGCAACCUGGAUGAGCCAGGAAGAAGCCAACACUGCUUUCCUUUGUCUUGGACCUCUUGAUGCGAUCCGUUAG